Saccoglossus kowalevskii is the source of this 2773-nucleotide messenger RNA. RefSeq lists its product as uncharacterized. Gene Ontology annotation, molecular function: DNA binding; chromatin binding. Gene Ontology annotation, biological process: positive regulation of transcription by RNA polymerase II; animal organ morphogenesis. The record is from RefSeq and is a predicted model, not a curated record. Gene Ontology annotation, cellular component: PR-DUB complex. NCBI's taxonomy places the organism in Eukaryota, Metazoa, Hemichordata, Enteropneusta, Harrimaniidae.
AUCUUUAGCCUGUCUAAAUGCAAUGUUACAUUCUCAUGCCAAAGGAGUUGAUUCAUUAUUUUAUAAAGUUGCUGGUAAAGUGGGUGUAUAUGGCUUGAAGAGCCAUCUUUCAGAAAACCAGUUGUCUAUGUUGGAAAUGAAAAAUGAGGACGAAUAUGGCAAUGUUGUGGCUGGUGACGAUGAGAUUGAUGAUAGACACUCCAAAGAUAAAAAGAAAGGUCUCUGUGUUCUGCCAGAGAAGGCGUAUAUGAACAUACAGAGUGUCCACAGUAAUGAGAGUACUCGUAAAGAUGUAGCGUCACAGGAGAUUACAAAAACUCAGCAUAAUAGAGUAAGUGAACGUAUUGCAAAUUUGGAAACAAUUCGAGAUGAAUUGAGAUCCUCCUCCAUGAAUGGUGAAGAAUCAUUAUCAAGUAAGAAGCAACCAUCAGUUAGUCAUAUGGUUAUGCCUAAUAUGAGUAGAAAACCAAGAAAACGAUUUAAUAAAAAAUUGAGUCCAGCUGCCCAAAUUGAAAGAACGAAGGUUGGUUGUGUUGACUUAGAAACUCCUGAUUCUAUUUUAUGCAACACCAAUCUAAGGGCUCUCAUCAACAAACAUGUGUUUAACAGUCUCCCAGCUAUUUGUCAGCAUUCGUUAUUAAAGCUCUUGCCAUCUGUUGAUAGAAUUGUAGGAUCUGACAACGCAUGGAGACUAAGCAAUACUGCUUUAAAUAAUGAAUUCUUUACUAGAGCCUGUAUAGACUGGAAAGACAGGCUUGCAGAUGGUGAUUUUACUCCGGAAAAUCAAAUGAAGAUUAAACAAGAAGCUGAGAAGGAACAAGCCAAAAUUGACCCAUGGAAGGCAAAACACUUUGAACCUGUAUGGGGGAAAUCUACGCUACAGGAACCUGUUGCAUCAAAAUCAAACUCUUCAUUCUUGGCAAGGACUUUACCCAGCAAGAAAUCUUCAAAUUUGCGGAUAUCUCGUGUUAAUGUAACGUCAUCUAAAUCAUCAAAUUGUGUAGUUAAGAAAUCUUUGUUGUCAAAUGGCUCAUCUCAGCGAAAACAAGCUGCAACAAGCAAAAAGACAAGUAAUUCAAGUGGAUAUACAAAAGCUAGGGUAUUUCAGAGUCCCCAUCUUGUUAGAAUGUUAAAUGAACCGUCUGAGCUAGGAGAACCUGAAGAUGUGGUUCAUCAGGCUAGAACUGCUUUAAAAAGGCCUAUAUGUAACACACCAGACCCUUCCUCUACUUAUGAGCCACCUGAAAAAAAAGUUAAGGUAACAGUUGAAGAAAUUCAACUAGAAACAUCUUUACAAGAGCAGGACUCUCUAGCUCAACAACCUGAGCCAGAGCCAGAGCCAGAAUUAGAACCAGAACCAGAGCCGGAGUCUGAGAUCAAACCAUGUGAACCUAUGCAAUUAGAAGAAUCCAUUGAAUGUAAGGUAUCACAACCAGAUAUAGUUCAGUCUAGUCAACCAAAAACACCUUUACAAAAUCAACAAGUUAAGCAGAUCAGUCCAACCAAAAGUAUUUCAACUAGUCCUACAGGACAAAAAUCUGGGACUGCUUCAGCCAAAACAUUAGCUCAGAUCAGAGCGCAUGCUACAGCAAAAGUACAAGGGCAAAUGCAAACACGUACACUUGCACAGAUACGAACUCAGAAGGCUGCAAAAGCCCAAGCAACCCAAGGCACUACAAGAACUCUAGCACAGAUCAAAGCACAAACAAAAGCCAAACUUCAGGCACGGACACAUGUACAAAUGAAAGCCCGGCCAAUGCCUGUGUCAGUCAAUAACGAUCCACGAAUGCAAAGUGGAGGACUUAUAGAAAUUAAACCCAAACCACAUCAGUGGAUGAAUUUGAAAUCUAUUGUACCAACUCAUCCUACUACGUCUAAAACAUUAGUUGCAGUUCCAGGACAGAAUUAUCCUUCAGUUACAGUGGUCAGUAAUUUGGGACUUUUAUCUCCAAAUUCUAAUGUGGUAACACUAACAUCACAACCAUUAUUAAUUACUUCCCCAGUUGUAAGCCAAGCCACUACGUCUCCUAUUGUAAAUAAUUCUACACACGUGUUGACAUCGUGUACAAAUAAUAUGAAUACUGUGUAUACAUCCACUGGUGCUCUCAAUGAAAUGACAAUGGCCAAACAAGAGAAUUAUAAUCCCAAACUUUGUGAGGAUCUCAGCAGUGCUGUAGUAUCGCAAGGUGAAGCUUAUAGAAAUGGUAGAAUCAGUAACGGUACUGGCAGUACUGAAAAUGACAAUGCUAGUUAUACAUCAGAAGAUGGAAGUUUAUCCACUACAGAGGACGCUUUAGCUGUCAGUUUAGACGGUAGCAAUAGUAGUUUUAUCGCCAACGGUGCUGAUAACAACACAGUAUCAUUAUUAAAUACACCGGGUGCUCAAAUAAUGUUGAUACAAAAUGAUCAACAAAAUGACUCUAAUCAGUCCAUGAGUGGCAAAUGUUCGUGUCGUCUUAAAGCCAUGAUAAUGUGCAAAGGCUGUGGUGCAUUCUGUCAUGAUGACUGCAUUGGACCCUCAACUCUCUGUGUUUCAUGCCUUAUUAAGUAGAUGACAUUUACUAGUCAUACCAUUUAAAAAUUCUUAACAAUUUCCAACUAUGUCUUUACUGGCAGGAGGAACUCUUCAAAUAAUGGUUUAUUACGACUGGAUAAUUUAUGUAAAUAAGCUUCAAUAAUGAAAUAUGUGCAAAAUUAAUGACCUAAAUGUUUUUAUACAUUCUGACUUGUAUCAAACCAAUAUUAAGACUUGAGUGCCGUCACUAUGAAGACA